CCCAAAAUGUAAUUCUGUUUGCGCCCCCUCGUUCGCGUCAAUUGUUUACACACAUUUUCAUAAAUAACAGCCAACAAUCGCGGCCUAAAUGUGCAAGGAGCGGUUCGGGCCAAACUUGAAGCUGUUCCCCACCGAACUCACGUGAUACGAGCCCUGUGCGUGCGCCCGCGACCACGCACAUGGAGCAGCAACAGGCGACGCCGCCAAAGAAGCGCAGGCACAGCGAGUACCACGAUCCCGAUUAUCACCAGUCGGAUGUUCCUCCCAGCCAGGAUGAGGAUGAAACUGGGAGCCAGGAGAGUGACCCGUCACUCCAAAGGAAGCGACCCAAAGUGGAGCAGACGGAGGAGCUUCCUCCUCCCGCUGACAAACUGCAGCGCAUCCGGGAGCUCCUGCGUCUGGAGUUCCAAAGGGAAAUCACCCAAAAGGUGGAGCAGCUGGCCGAGAUCGACCGACGACUGCUGCAGGGGCGCCAGUUGCUGGACAAGCUGCGCUACCAGGUGGUCAGCGAGUACUACCGCAAGCAACAGGUUCCCCUCACCGCCGCCGACGUGGCCAAGGUGCGCGGCGAUAGCCUAUUUUCGGACGAUGUGUCCGCCCCCCAGCUGCCCCUGCAUCCGGCCAUCAAGAAGAUCGUUGGCAAGCGCCCGGUUCCCAUCCAGAAUCAUCUCCCAGAGCGCACGGCGGCCACCUUGGCCAAGCAAACCAUUAGGCUCAGGAAUCCGGCCCAUCGACGGGCGGAAAGGAGGCGUCAGCAGAAGAUUAAAGAGCAGGGAAUCGUUACCGAUCACUCCAAGGACAAGGAACCUCCCAUUCCCGUCAAGCUGGAGGAGGAACAGCCCUGCACCAGUCGCCAGGCCCACGAAAGGCAACUGGAGCUGAAUGCCUCGCGGCUGAACAACAAGAACAAGUUCAAUUUCGUCGUGGGCAACACCUCCAAGUACAUUGGCGAGGGUUCCCGAGCGAAGACCACAAAUGGGCAGGCUCUGAUCUACAAGUGGUUGGUCUACGUACAAGGCAAAGGGCUUCCCCAACCACUGGGAACGUACAUUAAGAAGGUGCGUUUUCACCUGCAUCAUUCCUACCGACCCAACGACAUUGUGGACGUGCACAGUCCUCCGUUUCAGCUAAAUCGACGUGGCUGGGGCGAGUUCCCCAUGCGCAUCCAGCUCUUCUUUCAGGAUCACUUGCAGCAGAAGCCCGUGCAGCUGAUGCACACGGUGGUGCUGGACAAAACCAUGUGUGGUUUGCAUACGAUGGGAGCAGAAACAACUGUGGAAAUCUGGCUAAGAGCGGAGCAGGCAUUGACGAAGCGGAAAAGUGUAAAGCCUGCACUCCCUGCUUCUCCGGUGGCUGCUCCUCCUCCAUUAGAACCUGCAGCCUUUGCCACUCCCCUUGAAUCCUGCAAGCCGCGUACCAUUUCCAUCACUCAAAACAAGGAGGAACUGGAUGACAAUCUGUUUGCGGGCAUCAACAAAAUCGAACUGAGCGACGACAUCGAGCAGAUUGAACCGACGGUUCUGGUAUCGGAGCCCCUGAAGCUGAGCUACAGUCCCAGAAAGCCGCCAUCGACGCCUCCGCGGGCGCAGCUUCGUUUAAAUGCGGCUCCGGUGAGCGCAUCUCGACCUUCGGUGGUUUAUUUGCCUGUGAAUGGCAGGAGUCCCAGGCAGGAAUCUUUGCCGGGGAGGAGGCAACUGGAGUUCUCGCCGGUGAAGCAGGAAACCUCGCCGGAGAGGCCACCCAUAAAGCCAGUGCGCAAUGGCCAGAAUGGCCAGAAGAAUGUGGUUUUCCAGAGAGCAGGCAAGCUGUACAUCAUCGAUCCUCUACAGCGGAAGCUCAAGCAGGCUGCCAAGCAACAAUCGCUGCUGAAACCGCAACUGAGUCUUCUGAAACCGCCAUCUCUAACGCGCUGGCAUCUGCUACAGUGCAUGCAGCAUGACCAUGGCUAUGCCAACAUGAGUGGCGCGGUUGAGGAGAAGCUAUCAUAUAUUUCGCAUUCAGUUGUGGAAGCAACUCAACAUGCGCGACCUCGAAGGCUGGAGCAGAUCUUUGGCAGCGCCCAGUUCCGAAAUAUGCGCAGUGCCGUGGAGUUCCUCCUGCGGCGACUGCCGCUAACAGCGAUGGAUCAAAAGAAGGAGUAUCCUUUUACCUGUAAUACCCUCGAUGAGUUCCACAAGUUGACUGCCCUGAAGCAGCGGUGUUUUGAAUACCUGCGGGCCCGCCUCCUGCGUCGCUGUCUCAUGCAGCAUCACAAGCUGCAGCAGCUGGAUGUCAGUGGCAAGGAGCACUAUUGGAGUCUGCGUGAGAUUGUGGGUUUUGCCAGGGUCCAUGGCUACACGCCGCCUCUCAAGGUCGUCCUGCCCAGCUUGGAGAAGAAGCGGAAGAGGAAGCUGGAGGCCGAGGAGCAACUUGCUCAAAGGGUGCAGGCGCAAUUGAAAGGCGAGCCGCAGCCGCAGCUCUCCGCCUAUUGUAGUCUAACCUCAGGCAAUCGUCUGGAUGCUUGGAUAGCCAAACAAACGCAACGGCUACUGGGACACGAUCAAAAGAUGCGGGACAAGGAGUUCAUAGAUGUGCUGGGCGUGGAUAAACCUCAUUCGCAAGCCUCCAAAGAGGUUCAAUUAACGAGAAGAUCCCUCCAAACGGUGAGCAAUCGUCAACUGCUCUAUUUGCCUCCACCGAAGCACUUGGAUUCGGCCUUGCAGCUGGUUCAGGAAAUGUGCAAGGACAUCAAUAUCAGCCUGGAGCCCGAGGAAUCUCCGCCAGGCGUCUCCCAGCCAGUGGCGCUCACCGUGCUCGGCCAGGUGCUGCGCACCUUUGUAGAGCGUUUGGUUCGCCGUUCCCUGGCGGCCAAGCUGCAGCACGAGACCUUGGAACAGCUCCCCCUGGCGGCGGUGGGAAAUACUCCGUUGUGCCUGCAGCCCCAGGACAUCGGCCGUGUCAUUCGCCAGUACUCCGAGCUGGACUUCCUGGGUAACACCCAUCUGGGUGUUUCUCCCCUGGAGCCGCAAACCUAAUGGUCAGUUGCCAUAGUUUUGAAUUUAUUUUUUAUCAAGUGCGCGUAAUAGUUCAAAUUCUACUGGGAUAUUAGUCGAUAUCUACUUAGUCUCUUGUACUCGUUAGUAAGCAUAAGGUUAAGCAAUAAAUUAAUUAAAUUAAAAUACAGAAAAAAUAAA
Molecule: messenger RNA, 3173 nt
Organism: Drosophila takahashii
Lineage: Eukaryota; Metazoa; Arthropoda; Insecta; Diptera; Drosophilidae
Gene: D12
Product: YEATS domain containing 2 homolog D12
Biological process (GO): chromatin remodeling; regulation of transcription by RNA polymerase II
Cellular component (GO): NuA4 histone acetyltransferase complex; ATAC complex
Molecular function (GO): histone binding
Source: RefSeq, a predicted model, not a curated record